UCCAACAGGAUAUCUUACGUUAAUUCUGGACCACGCUGCGCAAGCGCAAAAAUAUCCAUGUGGUUGUUGAAUUGGAAAUUGAACCCUUAAUUCUUUCAGUUAAUUAAAGUAUAUCGAAAAACGUGUUACAAGUGCAACCCCACGGUUAUGGCGAUUUGUUGUGUGUUAAUUAGCUAGCGUAUUUAGAGAGUCAAAAGUAAUAAAUUAUAUUCUCUAAUUUCAGUGACAAUUAGAUACGUCAACUACUAACAGCUAAAACUAGCUAGCAAGCAAUACUAUCAUCCCAUCCAUCAGUCCAACAAUCAGCAAGAGGAGCCUUUGAGUGCUUUCAGGUCAACCAGGGGUUGGGAAAAACUGUAUUGUCCAGCUCCAGCCCCUCAGUAAUGGCUCCUCCUGCCACUGCCGCUUCCCCCAGCUUUCUGAACAGAGACACCCCCCAUUCCAGGCAGGGCAGCACUCGACAGCCCCACGGAAGAGGAGACGGUCACAGCCGCCGCAGCCUGCUCCGCUUCAGUGUUAUGCUGAUGACUGUAAGGCGCAUGGCUACAAGCCACACCAGGCUGGUCAGACGCCUACUGCCCUUCCUGUCCUCCAUGUGCUCCAGCCUAGAACGCAUUGCUGUGGCGGCGGAGGGGUAUGCCACUGUCAGUGCGCCAUCCUCCGACACAAACGCUCCCUCUGUUGGGCCUUCCUCCAGUCGUUCUGCCUCCCCCACCCAAGCCACAGCCAGCAGUGUGCCCUCUAACACAGCCAAUUCACCCAGACCGCUCGCCGUCACACCCACCUCCCACUUCCGCAGCCGUACUCGCGCAGGAGGCGGCCGUCGAUUCUACGUCCGUAACCGAAUCAACCGCAGAUUGGGUCUGUCUCGUAUCUUUGAGAGCCAUCUGUCCCGACGAGGCUCUUUUCGUGAAAGGGCCAGGUGAGAGCCCUGAUGAGUGAGGGACUCUGUUUGGGCUGCUGUCUCCUUUUUUCUCUGUUUGCCCAGUUUGUUUUUGGUGACCAGUUCCUUGUUUUAUUAAAUGGCACCUCUGAAUGUACACCGUAUUACUUGUUGAUCCACUAGUGUUGCUGGUUGCACAUACUGUAUUGUCCGAGGCCAGCAAUGUUUAUGUUCAGAAAUGUUCAGUACCAUUACAGUACAUUGACUCUUUGUGUUUGCUUCCGUUCACAGUACAUUUGGUUUGCUUCCAUUCCUUUUCCAGUUUAUAUUGGAGUUAAUGGGGUUUAUAUUAAAGCACUAUUUCCAGUUGCCUUGAUAAUAAUUGCCUGCUUUAAUAUCGGUAGUUUUUGGUUGUGAUUCAAUGUUGUGACGCUGGUUCUUUAUAAAUUAUAUUAGUGCUGUUCAAGCCAUGCCCUGUCCCAGUAACGGUAUUUAAUGCCACACUACAACAUUCCUUCAUCUCAGCCAGACUGAUUUCUGUCAUGUAGAAAACACUCAGUCUGGUGCCCACCCACCAACUAUCAUAAUCAUAAACUUGGCUAAUAGGCCACGUCAGCCUGUUUUCUGAGCAAUAACAUUGCAAGAUUGAGGUGAAGGACAAGGGGAAGCCUUUAUGUUGUGUUCAUUUUCUAUAAUGUUUUUUUUAUAUGUACCUCAGUCAAUGUCAAAAUGGACCUCAACCCCAACAAUUGUAGUGAAUUUGUAGAAGUGUUGUAGAGAGUACAUUCAGAUGGUAAACAUCAGGUGUAUUGCUCUUUUCUUGCCACUAGAUGGAGAUAGUUCAGUUUCUUUUAUGGCUCAACAGAGAUAAUGUAACUUGAUUGGCCCUAGGUUUCAUACUUCAAAAAAUCUGCAGACCGCAAUGUCACUGUCUUUUUUAUUGGGUUUUUGUUGAACAGUGAAUGUUUAAUUUUCGAGGCUGUGUAUUGGUAAUAUAUUAUGUAUGCUCCUCCAUAUGCUACAUUAUGCUCUUCUACAAGGUACAGCUCAAAAACCAACUAUUGCGAGUGACCAAGACAGAGGGCAAGAUCGAGACUUCCUUUCUCUAGCCAGGAUGUUUUUGAAGAGGAAAGUCAAUUGGACCCAACACAUGGGCUGAAAACCAUUCCAAUCGAUGUAAUCAAGAAAGUGUUAGGUGACUAUAAGCAAGCUGAGCAGAUAUAUAAAUUAGUCUUACUCUCUGCAUUAAAACCGCUAAACAGCAGGGAAGAUGGCAACUGUGGCUGCCAGGAUGUUUUUGAAGAGGAAAGUCAAUUGGACCCAACACAUGGGCUGAAAACCAUUCCAAUCGAUGUAAUCAAGAAAGUGUUAGGUGACUAUAAGCAAGCUGAGCAGAUAUAUAAAUUAGUCUUACUCUCUGCAUUAAAACCGCUAAACAGCAGGGAAGAUGGCAACUGUGGCUGCCAGGAAAGAAUUUACACAGGGAUGUAAACAAAGACAAGUUACAUGUCUAUAUAUGUAAGUAAUAGAACACUAUUUAGUUUUACAAAGCAGAGUUCCUGAAUUAGGUAAAAUUGUCCAAGAUGUUAUUUUUAACUAAGUGUAAUGUCAAAUAUUCAUAGACAAGGCCAUAGGCUGGUCAUGAGGUCAAACAUUUAGAUUUAACCUUA
Molecule: messenger RNA, 2553 nt
Organism: Esox lucius (northern pike)
Lineage: Eukaryota; Metazoa; Chordata; Actinopteri; Esociformes; Esocidae
Exons: 2
Coding region: 384-926 (180 amino acids)
Source: RefSeq, a predicted model, not a curated record